CCAUCAAACCCAACCCAACCAACCAACCAAAAGCAAAUUCCCCAUCCCCGCACCACCGGCGCCGCCGUCUCCGCCUCUCCGCCGCCACCGUCCGGCCGCCCCGCGCCGCGCGCGCCUCCCCGGAUCCCAAACCCAAGCCCCGUCCCGCCGUGGAUCGCCGUGUGGGGAGGGGCGCACCGGCCGGGCCCCGACGGGCCAGAUGGUCUCCGGCGCCGGCGGGGGCGAGUAGCGCGGUUGGCGGCGACGAACGGAUCGGCGGCGCGGUGAGCCGGAGGCGGGGGCGGGGGCCACCAUGUCUGCCGUAGUGUGCGGCAAGAGGUCCUCCUCCAUCUUCGGCGACGAGCUUAUACCUUCCUCUUCCUCCCCUCCGUCCCCUCCCCCUCCCCAUCACCAUCACCCCUCCAAGCGGGCCCGCUGCUCCCCGGCUCGCCGGAGGGAGGCGCUGCUCCACCACCUCCUCCCCCUCUUCCCGGACAUGGAUCCUCAGUUGCUUGAAAGAGCUCUUGAGGCAUCCGGAGAUGAUCUAGAUUCUGCAAUAAAAAGUUUGACUGAGCUACGUUUGGAGUCUACUGUUGGUGAAUCUGAGAAGGGCCUAUCGGCAGCUCUUAAGUUGUCGGCUGAAGGCACUGUUAGUAAUGGCCAUUUGGGUGUAGUUACUGAGCACCCCCCUGCAACUGAUAAUGAUCAGACAAAUAAUCAUAGCUCCGAAUGGGUUGAGCUAUUUGUCAGAGAGAUGAUGAGCUCCUCCGACAUAGAUGAUGCACGAGCUCGUGCCUCCAGGGCUUUGGAGGCCUUUGAAAAAUCCAUUAUGGAUCGCGUAGGGGCUGAAGCAGUGCAUAAUUUGCACAGGGAAAAUGUGAUGCUGAAGGAUCAACUGUCAAUAAUACUGCGCGAGAAUGCUGUUCUGAAGCGGGGUGUUGCAAUACAACAUGAGCGCCAAAAAGAGUUCGAUGUGAGGACUCAGGAGGCUGACAGCCUGAAACAGUUGGUAUUGCAGUAUCAGGAGCAGCUAAAAACUCUCGAGAUAAAUAACUAUGCACUUAGAGUGCAUCUGAAGCAAGCUCAGCAGAACAAUUCUAUGCCUGGACGUUUUCCCCCUGAUGUCUUCUAAGAAAUGUGGUGCAUAUAACUCGGGACCUUUAGGUCGAGAGCUGAAAUGUUGCAUAUACCAUCAUACCACCAAUCAUCGGGCUUAUGCAGCAAGAAAGCACCAACAUCAAGGUCCUGAAAUCAUCCUUUGUAGUUUGAAGUUGAGAUGAGAAGGCAUUUUAUGGUUGGCGGGGCACCUGGUGCUUCCUGCCUGCGUGUAACAUUAUGUUCUGCUGGGUUUGGAAUUGUAAGAACAGAUACGUUGUAAUAUGGAUUACAGAAGAAUCAAGUGAUGUAUGUAUAGUAUUGAUUGAGACUUGAGAGAAGGAAUGUUCUGUCAGCCUGAAGAAUCAAGCGAUGUAUUUAUAAUAUUGAUAGAGGGAA
Messenger RNA from Panicum virgatum (switchgrass), 1473 nucleotides. RefSeq lists its product as uncharacterized. The record is from RefSeq and is a predicted model, not a curated record. The transcript is spliced from 5 exons. Gene Ontology annotation, molecular function: ubiquitin binding. Bases 293 to 1111 code for a protein of 272 amino acids. Lineage: Eukaryota; Viridiplantae; Streptophyta; Magnoliopsida; Poales; Poaceae.